CAGUUGCUUUAGUCUGAAUUUCGCUUUCAUAGUGAUUCGUCGUCGAAUGUUAGUAAAUGCAUAGUUAACUUCGUUGACGUGUUUUCGAAUUCGUUAAUGUGUACAUGUGUAUACAUAUAUAUGUAUAUGUGUACAUAUAAAUCGAGUUAAAUUGUUACGGUUUUUGCGGAUCAAUUUAUAAUAAUGUUGUGAGUGAAAUUACAAUUGUAGAAUGUGCAUAAAUUGUUUAACAUGUGUAAACUAAGAUACUAAUGUAAAAUAUAACAUAUUGUGGUGCAUAAGUCUGGUCUCGUUUAGCCUCACCUCGCGUAUUUUUUGGUGUGAACCAACGCAUAUGUAUAUAUAUGCAAGUAUGUAAAUUCAUAUGUACAUACAUGUGUACACCGAUAUCAAAGUAAAGCUCUGUGAAUCAGCUUUAAGGGUGAUACACAAUUACGAACUUGCAUAAAUUUCAGUUGAAAUAUUUGAAAGCGAAAAGCUAUUAAGCGUGCCGCAAUUAUCCGCGAAAUACUGUAGUUAAAAUACAAAAUAGUGUUAUACUCGUUUUAAUACGUAUUUACUGGUAUAUGUACGCAUAAAUGUGUAUAUAUGUAGAUGUGUAUAAAUAUUAGUGCACGUUGAAGUGAACAAUAAAUCGGAAAAUAGUGGCGAAAGAAUAUUUUAAUUUUAUAACCACGGUGUUGGAUCAUGGAGCUACAAACUUGAGUGAUUAGAUUACUUCGAUUGCUGGAAUGCUUAAAAAGUUAAUUUUUACAAAACACUGCAAUGUAUCCUAACCAAGGUAACGUCAAUAUGGGCGGAGGGCCAAGUGCAAGUCCAAAUGGAGAGGAGAUACAGCAUCCAUCUCCGCAGCACCAACAACAACAAAAUAUAAAUUACAAUGGUGCCCAAACGAAGCAGCAACAUACGGACUCACAAUCUUCGUCUCAGCAACAGACGAGUGCAAAUAAGAAAAUUGCGAAAAAGGCGUACGUUAAAAUUGUAGAGCAACCCGCUAGUAAAGCUUUAAGAUUUCGAUAUGAAUGUGAAGGCCGUUCAGCUGGUUCGAUACCUGGCGUGAACUCGACACCGGAAAUGAAAACCUUUCCCACUAUCGAAAUUGUUGGCUAUAAGGGGCGAGCGGUAGUUGUAGUCUCCUGUGUAACCAAGGAUGCACCGUACCGUCCGCAUCCUCACAACCUAGUGGGUAAGGAGGGCUGCAAGAAAGGCGUUUGCACAUUGGAAAUCAACAGUGAAACAAUGCGUGCUGUAUUCAGUAAUUUGGGAAUACAAUGUGUUAAAAAGAAAGAUAUUGAAAGCGCCUUAAAAGCUCGUGAAGACAUACGCGUCGAUCCCUUUAAAACGGGAUUCUCACACCGAUUUCAACCAACAAGUAUAGAUCUGAAUUCUGUGAGAUUGUGCUUUCAAGUAUUUCUUAAAGGUGAUCUAGGGCGUUUCACAGUACCCCUUCCCCCAGUCGUCUCCGAACCAAUAUAUGACAAAAAGGCCAUGUCAGAUCUCGCAAUUGUUCGGAUAUGUAGUUGUUCGGCAAGUGUGCUAGGCAACACUGCAAUUAUUUUACUCUGUGAGAAAGUAGCUAAGGAAGACAUUGCCGUACGAUUUUUUGAAGAGAAAGAUGGUGUCAUAGUUUGGCAGGGGUAUGGAGAAUUCGAGCACAAUGAUGUUCAUAAACAGACCGCAAUUGCAUUUAGGACGCCCAAAUAUCACAAGACGAAUAUAACAGAACCAGUCGAGGUUUUCGUUCAACUACAAAGGCCGUCAGACGGAGCAGUUAGUGAUUCUGUGCGAUUUGAAUAUGUGCCGGCUGAGUCGGGUAGGUAUUCUUUAGAAAAUUUACGUCGUUUGCUCAAACGGAAGCCCGACGAGAGCGUAUUUCAAGCAAUUUUAGACACAGCCGGGGAGAAAAAGUUAAAUUUUGUAGAUGUGGUUGAUUUGGAUACACUAGUCGUGGAUUCACAGCGAGAAGUUGAAGAGGACGAAGCAGAUAAGCGUCGUAAGGAGAAUGAAAUUGAUGCUAUAAUUGACGAGAAAGUAAGAGAGUUGGAACAGCAAGAACAUCUGAAACUGCUGCAAUUGAAGCCAGAACAACAAAAAACGCAAUUGCUGGAAGUAAAUAUGGAAAAUGUAGAGCAUAAAGUGGAAGAAGUUUUGAGUUCGCAAAUGGAUCAGAUAAAGUUUCCAGUACUUGAAGAGCAGAAACCGCUAACCGUUAACGAUAAAAUUAACGAAUGGAUGAAAAGCAAUGAUUUGCAAGAAACAGAGGGGUCUCCACCCCCAGACGGAGCGGCAUCUAUUGCUUCUAUCGACGAAGAUAAGGUACUGACUGCCCUCUUGGAUGAAGCUGCUGAGCUGGACGAGAUUUACACACGUCAUGUAUAUCAACGCGACUCAUACAACGCUAAACUUAGUGAGUUGAAUGGGUUUAAAUCCAAGACCGAUGAUCAUAAGACACCCAUGGAGCUGGACGAGAGUUUUGAUGACGCAGCUACUUACAGUAGCUUGCAGAGAGCGUUUAAGAAUCCAAUAGAUAUACCUUUGGCUGAAUUAAUGCCACCAACUCCACCAGCCUCUCAGCUUGCACCAGAGGAUGCACAGUCAUAUGAUCGCAAUGAUAUUUUCACAAUAAGUGCCGAUGUUGCGCUUGAGGCAUUAGAACAGCUUUCAAUACCGCCUUUACAACAGCAAGAACAAAAAAAACCUCAACAAACCUUACCACCACGCCCAAUGCCACCGAAAUAUUUAUCACCACAUAUGCAUGUGACGGCUGCGGAAGAGGAGAAAUUACCACCUCUUCCUCCGAAACGUAUUCGUAAGCAGGAUAAUGGCAUUGAAGUAAAUAUUAAUGAUGUAAUGGAAAGUAGAUCGCGUUCUCCAGCACCGAUAAUAAUAAAAAAGACACCCGAUCAAUCACCGCUUUCGAAACCGGCUAACGAAUGUAAUUCGAAUACUUUGCCAAGGCAAAAAAAGCAAGGCUUCUUCUCGAAAAUUUUCUCCCGCCGCAAGAGUAGGCAGGACCUCAGUCAAAAUGGAGGCGUUGCUUCGAACUCUAAAGGCACUACACCAAAUUUAAGCCGAGAGCCAAGCAUUGCUCAAUUCCGAAUGAACGAUCCAAAUCGUGGUUCUGUAAAAUCAUUACAACCUUUGUCUCUACCAACAAGUCCUUCCAAAAACGAAUUUAAUAAAACAACUAAAACAAAUCGCCCAGUGGGCCGUAGUGUUAGUAGCGUUUCCGGAAAGCGACCCACACGAUUGACCGCAGACGUUAUACACAUCCCAUUGAAAGGCGACAGCGUUAAUAGUUUACCACAAAAUGAGGCGUAUUCACACGCCAGCACUGUAACUUUGAGCAAUACACUCGACCGCAAAACCGUUUCUGCAUUGCAACUUGCCGAUAUACCGAUUUGUGAGGGUAAUAUGGAGCUUGUGGCGAUAGCUGAUCGUCAAAGUCUGCGUAACUUGUGCGAAGGGGCUUUUAAUGUCCAGCUCGAUCCUGAUGUAGAUUUAACAGAAGCGGAACAUUUCGCUCUGUAUACUAGCAUACCGCCACAGGCGACAGCUAGCGAAUUCGACGAAGCCUCUGCAUACUACGCAGCAGUCGACGCGGGGGAAAUUUUAACUCCAGAUGAAAUCGCCAGGCGCUUGGCAGCCGCUAACUGCAUCAAUUGAAAUGAAUAAAUGCAGUUAACUCUUCCAAGGGUUGGGAAUUUUUAUAACACAUGUACUUACCUAUACCUAUAUAUGUAAUAAUAGUUGACUUUAUAAAAAUCGAUUAUUGUUCGUGCUUCAAUCCAGAUGUGCUUGUAUCAAAUAAUAAUGGAAGUGAGAGAAUAACUUGUAUUACUUCCUCCUUCCUUUCACUAAAUCGAGAUGUAUUAAAAAACGAAUACAAUAUUUAGGUCAUUUGAUAUUUUUAAUUGAAAAAAAAAAUUUUUGAAAUGAUCCAAAAAUAUUUUUUGCAACGAGUUGCAACAAAAGAAACCCCAAUUUAUAUGUCGGCAUUUGUACUUGUUAAUUAGACGAAAAGAAAUUUUUUGAAAUGGCUUUUAUAAUAUAUGAGUAGUCAUACAUGACGUAAUGUAUUGACUAUGUAGACAAAUUUUUUAUUAUUGAACGAAAACUUUAAGAAUCGAAGAAAUAUUCUAUGGAGCAACAAAAAAAAUAAUGCGCGUUCUUAUAACACUUUUUGUAAACAUAUUUGAAAACAAACCAUACUUGCUAUUAAUGCAGUGGGCUUAAACGAUUUAACAACUCUUUUUUUUGUCAACGAGGGAAAUUGAGAAUAGAAAAAGUGCGUCAAACUAUUCAUCCUUCUCAUGUACUCACCUUGGAAUUGUAGAAUUAGAAUUUGGAAAUAUAUUUAGCUUUAAGUUAAAUAUGUAGAUUAAAUUUUCAAUACUGUUUAUCUAUGUAUGUAGAAUGUAACAGAGGAGAACAUUUUAUAAGCAAAUACACAUACAUUUACAUAUGUAUGUAUUUGCAUUGGAGUUUA
Messenger RNA from Ceratitis capitata (Mediterranean fruit fly), 4489 nucleotides. RefSeq names its product embryonic polarity protein dorsal (gene dl). Gene Ontology annotation, biological process: inflammatory response; innate immune response; non-canonical NF-kappaB signal transduction. The transcript is spliced from 6 exons. The coding region runs from base 766 to 3666 and encodes 966 amino acids. Lineage: Eukaryota; Metazoa; Arthropoda; Insecta; Diptera; Tephritidae. Gene Ontology annotation, molecular function: DNA binding; DNA-binding transcription factor activity. The record is from RefSeq and is a predicted model, not a curated record. Gene Ontology annotation, cellular component: nucleus; cytoplasm.